This is a messenger RNA of Colossoma macropomum (tambaqui), 5964 nucleotides long. RefSeq names its product PTPRF interacting protein alpha 3 (gene ppfia3). NCBI's taxonomy places the organism in Eukaryota, Metazoa, Chordata, Actinopteri, Characiformes, Serrasalmidae. The transcript is spliced from 32 exons. Gene Ontology annotation, cellular component: presynaptic active zone. Gene Ontology annotation, biological process: synapse organization. The record is from RefSeq and is a predicted model, not a curated record. Gene Ontology annotation, molecular function: protein binding. The coding region runs from base 849 to 4526 and encodes 1225 amino acids.
CGCUGAGUGAGAGAGUGAGUGAGGAGAGGAGAGGAGAGGAGAGGAGAAGAGGAAGAACGACAAAACCGGAGGAGAAAGGCGCUCCGGUUCACGAUGACCUGCAGAGAUUCUGGACCAUGAGCAGGCUCUCUCACAGGCUUCAAAACCUGCUCCUCGGAAACCCACCUGACCUCUCCUGCCUUCUUCUGCUGCUUUCGUUCUUCGGUUGAAGAACUAGACUGUGCCCGCAUUCUCCACCCAAACAAAGAUAAUUGAAGGGUAGAGCUUCGGGGUGUACCUCAGGUGUGACUGGGACUGGGACUAGGACUAGGACUGGGAAAUCAAAGAAAAACAAAGAAAGAUGGAUGAUUUGAAGAAAAGGAGAGAAACUCAAGAGCUUGUGAAUGUCCAUCUUUGAAGACGUUUGGACAGAGGUGUUGCUCGAAAGUGCGAGAAAGGAGAGCAGAAGGGAGAAACGCUCACAGUGUGUCACAAACUUCCUGAGCACCUCCUACAGACAAGCACACACACACAUGACCAAGUGCUAAUACAUUCCUCAUUCCCUCACAAAUGCACACACCCACACUGACACAUGCAUGUGCAGACACUUUGCGACACGCUGCUAAGCCCUUAAACUCCAGUACAUACUGAAUAAUUCAAAGCAGUUACUGGAUAGUAAGCCUUACCAUUAGUAACUGAAUAAUACGCCUGCAGUUUAAGAGGUUCAACACUUUUUACAUUUCAUUGUUGUUACUGAUUAAUUCAUAAUACUGGAUAGUAGAAUUUAGGGGGCCAAGCACUUUUUACAGGCCUUAUAGGGACCCCACACAUACAUUCCUACACUCCUACGCCCACUCUCCGGCCUCAGGAUGAUGUGUGAAGUGAUGCCCACCAUAUCGGAGGAUGGACGUGGGGGAGGCGGCGGGGGUCCGUCCUCUCCGGCCGGCAGCGGAGGGGGUAUGGGCGGUGGGAUGGGGGGUAUGGGUGGGUACGGAGGCCGUGAGUCUCGAGGCGGUGAUGAAGGAGGCAGUACAGGGAAUCUGGAGAGUCUGAUGGUGAACAUGCUGACGGAGAGAGAGCGGCUGCUGGAGAGUCUGAGAGAGACGCAGGAGAGUCUGGGAACCGCUCAGCUGCGGCUACGAGAACUGGGCCACGAGAAAGACUCACUGCAGAGACAACUCUCCAUCGCACUGCCACAGGAGUUUGCGGUGUUGACCAAAGAGCUGAAUGUGUGUCGGGAGCAGCUGCUGGAGAGAGAGGAGGAGAUCGCUGAGCUCAAGGCAGAGAGGAACAACACACGGCUGCUGUUGGAGCAUUUAGAGUGUUUGGUGUCUCGUCAUGAGCGUUCUCUCAGGAUGACGGUGGUGAAGCGACAGGCUCAGUCUCCGGCUGGAGUGUCCAGUGAGGUUGAGGUGCUGAAGGCCCUGAAGUCCCUGUUCGAGCACCACAAAGCACUGGAUGAGAAGGUGAGAGAGAGAUUGCGUGUGGCUCUGGAGCGAGUGGCCGUCCUGGAGGAGGAACUGGAGUCUUCAACCAGAGAGGUGCUGACUCUGCGAGAUCAGAUCAAAAGAAGAGAGCGAGGGAUGGACAACGGAAAGGAGCGGCUCCCGAAUGGCCCGUCGUCCAUCUUGGAUGAUGGAGAGAUCGACAGACAGAGAGAAGGAGAGAUAGAGCGACAGAGGGCAGAGCUUUCACAGCUGAAAGAGAGACUGGCCCUCAUGUGCAGACAGGUUGGAGAGAUUGAGGAGCAGCUGGCAGCUGCAAGGAGGGAAGUGACCAAAACUGAAGAAGCCAAUCAGAAGCUGCAGAGAGAGAUCAAGGAGGCUCUGUGUCAGAGGGAGGACAUGGAGGAGAGAAUUACCACAUUAGAGCGCAGGUACCUCAGUGCCCAGCGGGAGGCGACGUCUCUCCACGACAUCAAAGACAAGCUGGAGAACGAACUGGCCAGCAAAGAGUCUCUCUACAGACAGAGUGAGGAGAAGAACAGGCAGUUGCAGGAACGGCUGGACGAUGCUAAGCAGAAGCUCCAGCAGACCCUGCAGAGAGCCGAAACACUGCCGGAGAUCGAGGCUCAACUCGCUCAGAGAGUGGCUGCUUUAAACAAGGCUGAGGAGCGCCAUGGCAACUUUGAGGAGCGACUGCGACAGAUGGAGGCACAACUGGAGGAGAAAAACCAGGAGCUGCAGAGAGCAAGGCAGAGAGAGAGAAUGAAUGAUGAACACAAUAAGCGUCUUUCGGACACGGUGGACAAGCUGCUGUCCGAAUCAAACGAGCGCCUGCAGCUCCACCUGAAGGAGCGCAUGGCCGCACUGGAGGAAAAGAACGCGCUGUCUGAGGAACUGGCCAAUAUGAAGAAGAUCCAGGACGACCUGCUCGCAAACAAGGAUCAGCUCAUUGCGGAGCUGGAGCGGCUGCAGGCAGAGCUGGAUCAGCUCAGAGGAAGGCCAGGCUCCUCCUACUCCCGGUCUCUCCCUGGCAGUGCUUUGGAGCUGAGGUAUUCCCAGGGGGGCGGCUCCUUACCGGCAGGCUCCACCUCUCACAUGGAUCACUAUGGCAGCACGGGCUCAGGGGGCGUGGUCAGACGGGCGCACCGUGGGCGCUGGGGCGGAGCCAGGGAGGACGCCAGCAAGUAUGGAGACUGGGACAGCGGCGCUCUGCUGGGUCCGGGGUUCGAGGGUGGAGUUGAGGGCGGGUGCUCGGACGAUGAGGAGGACCGCGAGACUCUGUUCGGCUCGGAGCUCCUGUCCCCCAGCGGACAGACGGACGUCCAGACGCUGGCCAUUAUGCUUCAGGAGCAGCUGGAGGCCAUCAACAAGGAAAUCAAGCUGAUUCAGGAGGAGAAGGAGAACACAGAGCUGAGGGCUGAGGAGAUUGAGAGCCGGGUCAGCAGCGUGGCUUUGGACGGACCCCCAGUGCCCCCCUCCUCUCUGGGUCGGGACGCCAGCGGCAGAACCUUCAUCCCUCCAUCCCUUACCUCCUCCACACUUGCCUCCCCCUCUCCCCCCAGCUCGGGACACUCAACCCCCCGCCUGCCCCACUCCCCCGCACGCGAAACUGACCGACAGAACAACAAGGAAGACGACAGGUCACUGGCCCUGCUGGACUCCACCCCUCCCCCCACCCCUCGUGCACUGCGAUUGGACAGGAUGAGCCACACCCACCCUGGUGCUAUGCUGGACGAUAGCCGUGAGUUCCGCAGCCUCUCAGCAGAUGGCAGCAGCUCCAACAGCAGUCAGGAUUCCCUCCACAAGGCCAGCAAAAAGAAAAGCAUCAAGUCUUCCAUCGGCCGACUCUUCGGCAAGAAGGAGAAGGGAAGAAUGGGUCAGCCGGGCCGGGACUCCGCCUCGCUGGCUUCUACUCCCUCUGAUGACCUCGGCUCUGUCGACCCUCUGGGUCUCACCAAGAUGGCCGGGCCUGUGGACAAAGACCGCCGCAGCAAGAAGAAACACGAGCUGCUGGAGGAGGCGUGUCGGCAGGGGCUUCCCUUCGCUUCCUGGGACGGACCUACGGUGGUGUCUUGGCUGGAGCUGUGGGUGGGCAUGCCGGCGUGGUACGUGGCAGCGUGUCGUGCUAACGUGAAGAGCGGAGCGAUCAUGGCUAACCUGUCGGACACCGAGAUCCAGAGGGAGAUCGGCAUCAGUAACCCCUUGCAUAGGCUCAAACUGAGGCUCGCCAUCCAGGAGAUGGUGUCCCUGACCAGCCCUUCGGCUCCAGCUAGCACACGCUCUUCGACCAGUAACGUGUGGAUGACCCACGCUGAAAUGGAGUCCCUGACCGCAGCCACCAAACCAGAGCUGAAAGAGUUCAGCUGGGAUCAGAUCCUUGCCUACGGUGAUAUGAACCACGAGUGGGUGGGCAAUGACUGGCUGCCCAGUCUGGGUCUGCCCCAGUAUAGAAGCUACUUUAUGGAAUCUCUGGUGGACGCCCGCAUGCUGGAUCAUCUGACCAAGAAAGAGCUGCGUGGGCAGCUGAAAAUGGUGGACAGCUUCCAUAGGGUGAGCCUACAUUAUGGCAUCAUGUGUCUGAAGAGGUUGAACUAUGACCGGAAGGAGCUGGAGAGGAGGAGAGAUGAGAGCCAGCACCAAAAUAAAGAUGUGAUGGUGUGGUCAAACGAGAGGGUGAUGUGCUGGGUGCAGAGCAUUGGGCUGAAGGAGUACGCCGAUAAUCUGACCGAGAGCGGCGUCCACGGCGCCCUGCUGGCCCUCGAUGACACGUUCGACUACACCGACCUGGCCCUGCUCCUGCAGAUACCCAAUCAGAACACACAGGCACGACAACUCCUGGAGAAGGAAUACAACUCCUUGAUUGCGAUGGGAACCGAGAGGAGGCCGGAUGAGGACGGCACUAAGACCUUCACUCGCUCCCCGUCCUGGAGGAAGAUGUUCCGGGAGAAGGACCUGAGAGGGGUGACCUCCGACUCAGCAGAGACGCUGCCCGCUAACUUCCGUGCCUCGGCCAUCUCCACACCCUCAGUGACCCUGAGGAAGGUCCAGAGCGAAGUGUCUCCGAGAGGAGAGUCUGGAUCAGUGAGAACGUACUCCUGCUGAAGGGCUCAGAAGAGGGCGCUGCUUUACGUUUCAUUCAGGAGGAGAAAGCGGGAAAAAAAAAAAGCAAUGAAUAUUAUACAUUUCUAAAAAAUAUAAACCUACUGGUCUGACCAUUCUGCAAUAACAGAAGGAGAGGGGAAAAAGACGGAUGACGGAUGAUGAUUGGAAGAAGAUAACAACAAAAAAACCGAAACAACGGAACUUGAGGACAACAGACGUGACGAAUGUAUGACAUAGAGAGGGAGAAUAACGCGGACUGGCGCUGGAGGAAGCGGAUGACUGUUUUAUCUUUCGCUCUAUCGUUCUCUCGUCCCUGUUCUCUGUUCGUGAUGCUGGGAUGUGUGUGCGGUGUGUCUCAGUCGUUCAUUUGUGCGGAGUUCGUUCCUCCCCGCGCCUUUCGUUUGGACCGAAGGAGGUGAAAUCGAGGAGGAGGUGCGUUGGAGAUUUGUGCCACCAUUGGUUUCUUCAUCCUUUCCCACUCUUAGACGGGACGUGGGUGUUUACAUGUUAGCGUAGCAUGGUCAGAAGGGCUUUGCAGACCCCAACACUCCCAAACUCUGUGUGAAAAGCAAUACGGUUGAUAUUUCACUCCAGACAAAGUCCCACAGUGCUGCCUUCAGCUGCUCCCUUACAGGAGGAACCAGUGUGGAAAAGGACUGCAUGGACUGAUAGGCACAGUUCUCACUCCUUUACUCCGGUUUCUGCCAUCGAAACUUUAGAUUAGACUUUCUUUUGGGGUCCCACGGAGACGUCAGUGAGACGCGAACAUAUAGGGGGGGAGAAAGAUAGAGGACGAGGUUUUAGGAAGGAGUUCUGCAGCAUCCUAAUGGACAGAUUCACUUUAAGCCAUAACGGAGGAACCGAAGAGAGAGAGAGAGAGAGAGAGACAGGGAGAGAAAGCAGAGAGAGAGAAAACGUUUAGCUUCUGUGUUGCGAUGCAUGUCAAACAUCCCAGAUGACAAUGAACUAAACCUUUGGGUAAUAAGACAAUGUGAAUUAAAACUUAAAAAAAAAAAAUUCUAUGUGUACAUUAACAUACGACGACGAGAGCCUGGGGAACAAUUUGUAAAAUGUGUGUAUUUUCAUUUUUAUUUUUUAUUUUUUAUGAUAACUAUAUUUAUUUUCUUUAUGUAUGUAUUGAAUAACUGUAUGUACAUGUUCAUUUAAUACUUAAUUCUGACUGUAAUUUGAUUUUAUCUAGUUUAAAGCGUAAAUAUUGGGGAAAAAAAAAGAUAUUAAUAACAUGGUCAUUAAAAUAUGCUACUUGUAUGUGUAAAUUUUGAGAACAAAAUUGUGUUAUGAUUUAAAACAGAACAUUACUGAUGAUGAGGAUGACAGCGGGAGUGGAAGUGAAGAUGCCAUCUGCAAAAUAAACCACGAUGAUAACUGACGAUAAUGGAGAAUAUAAAAAUAAAAAUAAAGUGGUUCUAACGGUAAA